AACUGUUUUGCCUCGGCUCACACAAUAACUUUAACCAAUUAAUAUCGUUUACGGUUUAUAAUUAAACGCUCGCUUUAAACUGCUCCGUGUACGUGGAAAAGCUGUUCGCGUUGUUCGUAAAGUAGUCCCUUGGACGCGCACUGCGGAUGAAUACACUUGUUUACAUUGUGCUACACGCGGCAGUGGCGGCCAGCGCGCGCUGCUACGCGAGCUUCAUGGGAGAGCGACGCACUGCGCUUCACAGCUCGCGAAAGUUCGUUCCACGGUCACCGUGAAAGUUUUCAUUUCUGCCCGUUGAGAAACCAUUUCAUCCCCGGUUGUCGUUUCGACAUGCAGGAGUCCAAGACCGAUCUAACAACCAAUAGCAGUCCAAUUGGGCAGGAAGGCCAGAGCUCAGAGAGCGAGAAGGGGGUAACCAGAGAAACGUCUUCAUCCCCAUCAUCCAUAGCCCAGACACUUCAAACACAGGCACUUCAAGUUGCUCAACAACAACAACAGCAGCAGCAGCAGAAGCAGCAGCAGCAAGCGAGUGGUGAGAAGUCCCCCAAGAGCACGGAAAAGGAGAGCGACACGCAGGUGUCUGUAUCAGUGGGGAUGAUAACUCCUCAGGCCAUCACCCCUCAGCAGAUGCAGCAGAUUCUUCAGCAGCAGAUCCUGAGUCCUCAGCAGCUCCAACUGUUACUGCAGCAACAACAGGCCCUCAUGUUACAGCAGCAACAGCUUCAGGAGUUCUACAAGAAACAGCAAGAGGAACUCCACCUGCAGCUCCUGCAGCAACAGCAUGCUGGGAAACCCAGUAAAGAGCAGAUGAUGGUCCAGCAGAUGGCUAUACAGCAACAGUUACUCUCCGUUCAACAGCAGCACCUGCUCAACCUGCAGAGACAAGGCCUGCUGUCUGUCCCGUCGGCUCUUUCCAGUGCACUGCCUCAGGGAAUAAAUCCCGCUGAGCUUCAGCAGCUUUGGAAAGAGGCGGCAGAUGCACGGCAGGAGGAGAAGAGUAGAGGAGACAAAUCCCCCUCUCCUGCCAAAACUCAGAUCCUCAACCACCACUCCAGCACCAACGGACACCAUGUGCUCCGACCCAGCCGGAGAGACAGUUCUCAGGAGAGUCAAUCUCAGAGCGCACAUCCUCUUUAUAGCCACGGCGUGUGCAAGUGGCCAGGCUGCGACACAGUGUUCGGAGACUUCCAGUCAUUCCUCAAGCAUUUGAACGGUGAACAUGCUCUGGAUGACAAGAGCACGGCGCAGUGCAGAGUUCAGAUGCAGGUGGUUCAGCAGCUGGAGCUGCAGCUCACUAAAGACAAAGAACGCCUUCAGGCCAUGAUGGCCCACCUCCAUGUCAAGUCUACUGAGGCCAAACCAGCCCCUCAGCCAGUGAAUCUGGUGUCCAACCUCACUCUUGCUAAGGCAACCGUUCCGAAAACCACUCCCUCCAUGAGCCUGUCCCAGAGUGCCACGGCCCCGUCUACGCCCCUCACGUCACUCCCCCAGAUGCCCUCGGUCAUCAUCCCCACCAGCCUGCACAGCAUGGGACCCAUCCGCAAACGCUACUCGGACAAAUACAACAUGGCCAUGGACCAAGAUAUUGUGCAGAAUAAGGAGUUCUACUUGAGUGCUGAGGUCAGGCCUCCGUUUACAUAUGCAGCUUUGAUCAGGCAGGCCAUUUUGGAGUCUCCAGAAAAGCAGCUAACACUAAACGAAAUCUACAACUGGUUCACUCGAACAUUUGCGUAUUUCAGACGCAAUGCAGCAACGUGGAAGAAUGCAGUUCGCCACAACCUCAGUCUUCACAAGUGUUUUGUACGAGUUGAGAAUGUGAAGGGGGCCGUUUGGACCGUGGACGAGAUGGAGUUUCAGAAAAGGCGGCCUCAAAAGCUCACUGGAUCACCUCUGGUGAAGAACAUCCAGUCCAGUCUGGGUCAAAGUCCCACCCUGUCUGCUCUGCAGGCUGCGAUGGUGGACAGCAGUCUGCCCCUAUAUGGCUCGGCAUCGAUGGGAGCGUCCAGUCUGAAGGCCCUGACCGGUGCGCUGCAUGAGGACAUGAGUUCUCACGAUCAUGAUGAUGGCUCCCGCAGCGACUCCAGCCUGGAGCUCUCUCCUCUGCCCACACUGCAUCGGUCUCAAAUUAAAGAGGAGCAGAUGGAGGCCGAGGACUAUAAUGGGUCCAUGUCUCCAGAGACAGAAGACCAGCACAGUCCAGACACCAACCACAACCCAGAGUACAGCGAAGAGCCGGGCCUCUCACCGUUCCACUGCUGAGAUCAGACUCCUGACAAACACAUACACACACACAAGUUACAGCUGCAACUUUUCCUUUUGGGAACUACCCUUUAUUUAUUGUUUCGAUUGACCUGUUUCUGUUGUACGCAAUGGUUUGACCUCAAUGGUACUAAAGGGCUCCUAGAGGGCGCUGUAGGCUACACGUCAUCUUUGCUUGGUAUAUUAAACACUACGGCACCGUAGUAAUCGAACGCUCACCUUGGAGGGAAGGCGCUUUCCCUGUCGGCCGAGGAAAAUUUGAAGCGGUCUACGACAAGAUUUAUUUAGCUUUCCACAAAAUCUGUUCACUGCAGCUGUGAAUGCUGAAUGAAAAGCUCUUUUAUUGUAAACGCGAGUUUAAAUCACCUCAGCCUCAAUACUGUAGGGUUAGUCGCCAUCGAGGGCCCUGGCUGCCGUGGCCUUAAAUUUCGGGCCGCUUAUCGGUAGAGUGGAAAAUGAAAUUGUGAAUGUCUAUCUUUUUUACCUCUUGUUUUUUCAAGAUAAAAACAAAACCAAAGGGGAACAUUUUAUAACCAGCACUUGAUGAAUGUUUUUCAAUUGUAGUUUUUGAUUUGUUUUUCACUUAGUGUGUACAGAAGGUUACUGUAUUUCCAUUAUCCAAAACAUUUACGCAAAGAAAAAGCCUCAUUCUCAACAGUCACAACCAUUCGGUUAUUAGUAAAGCUGAACCAAACAUUUCCGUAUUUGAGUAGAGCAACUUUUCUUUUCUGUAGAAAAAAAAUCAAGUUACCAAAGAUUGUGAAAGAUGUUUUAAUGUUGUGUACCCUGUUUACAUUGUCCCUUUUGAUAUGGCCAAGACUAAGAAGUCUUCACUUGAGUGGAUUUGAUGAGUAUUGGAGGCAUUUAAUGUCACACUCGUGACAUUUGAGCAGUUUGUAAACCGCAAUCAUUUGAUUUGACAACGUACCACAGAGAAAUGAGCUGAUGAGGGAAAUAAUGCGUAAUUGUUGACUGAAUAAUUUGUUACACAUGUCCAAAAGAAAUAGAUGCCAUCUAUUUCAAAUCAACUAUUUCAGUUUUUUCAAUACUUCUGAAUAAAUGGCCUUAUGAUUAAUAAA
Pimephales promelas (fathead minnow) is the source of this 3338-nucleotide messenger RNA. It is a transcript of the gene foxp1a, whose product is annotated as forkhead box P1a. NCBI's taxonomy places the organism in Eukaryota, Metazoa, Chordata, Actinopteri, Cypriniformes, Leuciscidae. Gene Ontology annotation, molecular function: DNA-binding transcription repressor activity, RNA polymerase II-specific; RNA polymerase II cis-regulatory region sequence-specific DNA binding. The record is from RefSeq and is a predicted model, not a curated record. Gene Ontology annotation, cellular component: nucleus. Gene Ontology annotation, biological process: regulation of transcription by RNA polymerase II.